Messenger RNA from Perkinsus marinus ATCC 50983, 1707 nucleotides. RefSeq lists its product as hypothetical. The transcript has a single exon. The record is from RefSeq and is a predicted model, not a curated record. The coding region runs from base 1 to 1707 and encodes 568 amino acids. NCBI's taxonomy places the organism in Eukaryota, Perkinsozoa, Perkinsida, Perkinsidae.
AUGCAGGACAACCAAGUGGUAUUCAAAAAGCAGUGGAAAUGGUCCACUCAAGAGCGAGCCUUGCACAUUAACGUGAAGGAACUCACUACUGCCUACAAUGCUCUCUCUACUCUUGUCUCCUUCGAGCUCGAUACCAAUAAGAAGUUCUCGAAGAUCAUCCUCUACGGCGAUAAUCGUACAGCUAAUGCUGCCCUAGCCUCUGGUAAGGUCUGCACUUCUGGUAAGCAAUCUACUCUACUUCAACGAGCUAUCGACCUUAUUCAUUACCUUAUGGGAAGACGCCAGUUUGAAAUUCACUAUGUGGCCUCUGCCGAGAACCCUGCUGAUGCCGGCACAAAGUGUGACCUCUACAGCGAUUUGGUUAAAUACCGUGAUUCUAUCGACGGUGUAAGUCUCGAGAUUCUGUCUGACGAUGAUACCUCAGAUAUGAACACUGUUCAUGUUGCUAGAAUCAUACGUAAGCGUGGUGACGUGGACGAAGACACCAACGAGAUCGGUGACAAAAGACCACGACUUGAACCACCACUACGAGUUCCCACCAAUCCAUUACCACCCCUACAACGACCACCCUAUUUGGACAUUUCAAUAGACGGCGGGGCCCAAUCUGAUUCUGACGACUCGCUGCUACCCUUAAGACCUCUUGCUGCUGCUGGGGAUCCUGCCGGAAUCCGAGUGGUUUCGAGUGGCUGCUUUGACUUCGCCCCACAGGCUGGCCCGCAUAGGCCCAUUGGGGAAGACGAGCAGUUGACGAGAGGCCACGAAGACUUCCACCUCCCCGUGCAAUGUGACUCUGUCAUGCAGCCAUGUGACGAUGCCGGUUCCGUUGAUUGUGUACAUGCCGCUCGCUCUAGUCAAAGACCCCUACCUGAACUCUGCCUCAAACUUCGGGUAGCAGACGAAUUUGACAUAGCGGCUAUAGUCGACUGUGGUGCCGGAUUCAGCUACUUACUCUGCUCUUCUGUUUGUGCUACUCUUUCGACGUGGGGCUUAGAGACUUCAAGCCUCUGCCAGAUAUCCCAUACCGUCAAGCUGGCGGAUGGCGAGCUCCGGGAUGUUCACCAAGCACUAGAAGUACCGGUCGUGUUGAGAGAUCUAGAUAACUCGCCUGUUAUUGAUGAUAUUGUCUCCGUCCGUGUACUAGAGUCGGUCACCAGACAGCCCUUCUUGCUUAUUGGGCUUGACUUGAUUCAAGCUUGGGAUUUACGGGUAUUUGGAGCGUCGAAGGUCACUACUGCUACAGGCAAGCUGUUGUUCUCAUCGCUACCUGCUGAUCAACUGGCCUUGUCAACCGAGUUCAUCUAUGAUGUGAACAGCCUCCUCAAUGUCGACGAUACCUUCAAGGAAACAACUUGCACAACUUCGGUGGCGGUGCAACCAGAUCCAGCUGUCAUUGCCUUCGAGACUCAGCUCGAGCCUACCAUUGCCGAUGAGUUACGCCUUUGGCUUGCGAACCUUGCCAGGAGAAGCAAGCGACAAUUUGGCAGUGCUGAAUCUGGAUCCUAUGGUAUACAACUGCACUUCUUACCGAGCAAUGCGCCCAAGGAUACUACCCUGCAGACCCAUUAUUCCGAGCUAUCCAUUCCCGAGCCCAAGAGUCCCACCAUCGUGCACCGGUCCUAUGCCAGACCCCUGUUUCGCCGUCUAUCCGAUCAGUACAAGGCAGUCUAUGAGAGCCUCAUUCGAGGAUAUCUCUCGAGAGGCUGGUGA